GAUAAAGCUAUGGAAGCAUCUGAUAACAAGCUUGAGCUUCAAUUAAUGGAGGCUGGGACUCGGCUCUUUGAGCCUCCUUCAUCAGUUGAUGAGCUCAUUCUCUCCUUGACAAAGUUGAGAGUUGUCUUUCAAUGGUGGAACAAUCACCAAGCCAAUCAAUGCAAAAUGCACAGUAUCUAGCACUCAAAGCCUUGGUGGCAGAGCAACUUUUGAAACAUCCUGAUAAUGAUGUCAAAGUUGCAGUUGCGGCUUGCAUCGUCGAGAUAACAAGGAUAACUGCACCUGAUGCCCCUUAUGAUGAUGACCAGAUGAGGGAGGUCUUUCAACUGAUUGUAUCAACGUUUGAAAGCUUGUCCGACAAGUCCAGCCGAUCAUUCAAUAAGAGGAUCUUGGUUCUUGAAACUGUUGCCGAAGUCCGAUUAUGUGUGGUGAUGUUGGAUCUCGAAUGCAACGCCCUAAUCAUCGAAAUAUUCCAGCAUUUCCUUAAGUUAAUAAGGGAUCAUCAACCAGAGACCAUCUUUGCAUCGACGGCGACUAUCAUGACCCUUGUACUGGAAGAAAGUGAAGACAUCUCUGUGGAGAUGCUCUUUCCAAUUUUAGCUUGUGUAAAGAGGGAUAAUGAGGAAGUUGUUUCUGUGUCUAGGGAGUUGGCAAAGAGGGUGCUUGAGAACUGUGAGUCAAAGCUGAAACCUUAUCUAAUGGAGAACUGGGGCAAUUUUUGGGAUGAUUAUAGUAGUGUUAUAGCUUCUAUAUCUCAAGUGGCACCUAGUGCUGUGCCUGUGGUGGAUCAGAAUGAUGUUGUUUUUGGAAAAUGUGAGGAUGAUGAACAUGAACAACGACGAAUAUCUGGAGAAGAAGGAAAUGUGAUGGAAGAUUUAAUAUUUGAAAACAUGUUAUUGAAAGAAAAUAGAAGUUUGAGGAUAGAGAAUAUGAGUUUGAAAGAUAAGAUCAGUGAAAUUAUCUCCAAAACAAACAAAAUCAUAUUCCUUUGUAAAAUUGGCAUGAUUGUGUCAUGGAUGGUGUUUUUGUUGCAUCUGUGGUUCUAA
Messenger RNA from Hibiscus syriacus, 1046 nucleotides. RefSeq names its product sister chromatid cohesion protein PDS5 homolog B-B-like. The transcript is spliced from 6 exons. Gene Ontology annotation, biological process: mitotic sister chromatid cohesion; DNA repair. Gene Ontology annotation, cellular component: chromatin; nucleus. The coding region runs from base 132 to 1046 and encodes 304 amino acids. The record is from RefSeq and is a predicted model, not a curated record. Lineage: Eukaryota; Viridiplantae; Streptophyta; Magnoliopsida; Malvales; Malvaceae.